ACCACAUCCGGGGCCACGGCCCGACAGUCACAAUAACACCAACUGCGCAGAUGCGCGAUUCGGCGGGGGAGGUGGCUUUCCUUGACAGCGCCUGCGCAGACGCUCUAGCUCCCAUCCACCCAGAGGAAAGAACGCUGCGUCAAAAAUACCUCCGGAUCUCCCGGGCUCUAAGCCCGAACCGGAGCUGCGCACGCGCAGUUUGCAUGACUGAAGCCAAACGAAUAAGGAAGUACCAUCUCCAGAACUCACUUCUCAUUGGAGCGGAGAAAGUUCGUGGGCGGAGCGGGUUGUUUGGCGCCUGCGUGGUGCGGUGAGCGGGCUGGCGAGCAGCGGCUUUGCUAGCGGGAGCGGCUGAAGCGCCGGUGCCUGAGGAGCGAUGCCGAGGGAAAUCAUCACCCUACAGUUGGGCCAGUGCGGCAAUCAGAUUGGGUUCGAGUUCUGGAAACAACUGUGCGCCGAGCAUGGUAUCAGCCCCGAGGGCAUCGUGGAAGAAUUCGCCACCGAGGGCACUGACCGCAAGGACGUCUUUUUCUACCAGGCAGACGAUGAGCACUACAUCCCCAGGGCUGUGUUGCUGGACCUGGAGCCCCGGGUGAUCCACUCCAUCCUCAACUCCCCCUAUGCCAAGCUCUACAACCCAGAGAACAUCUACCUGUCCGAGCAUGGAGGAGGAGCUGGCAACAACUGGGCCAGUGGAUUCUCCCAGGGAGAGAAGAUCCACGAAGACAUUUUUGACAUCAUAGACCGGGAAGCAGAUGGCAGUGACAGUCUAGAGGGCUUUGUGCUAUGUCACUCCAUCGCUGGGGGGACAGGCUCUGGCCUGGGCUCCUACCUCUUAGAACGGCUGAACGACAGGUACCCCAAGAAGCUGGUACAGACAUACUCAGUGUUCCCCAACCAGGAUGAGAUGAGUGACGUGGUAGUCCAGCCCUAUAACUCACUGCUCACACUCAAGAGGCUGACCCAGAAUGCAGACUGUGUGGUAGUGCUGGACAACACAGCCCUAAACCGCAUCGCCACAGACCGCCUACACAUCCAGAACCCAUCCUUCUCCCAGAUCAACCAGUUGGUGUCCACCAUCAUGUCAGCCAGCACCACCACCCUGCGCUACCCUGGCUACAUGAACAACGACCUCAUUGGCCUCAUCGCCUCACUCAUUCCCACACCACGGCUCCAUUUCCUCAUGACUGGUUACACCCCCCUCACCACGGACCAGUCGGUGGCCAGCGUGAGGAAGACCACGGUCCUGGAUGUCAUGAGGCGGCUGCUGCAGCCCAAGAAUGUAAUGGUGUCCACUGGCCGGGAUCGCCAGACCAACCACUGCUACAUCGCCAUCCUCAACAUCAUCCAGGGGGAGGUGGAUCCCACUCAGGUCCACAAGAGCCUGCAGAGGAUCCGGGAACGGAAGUUGGCCAACUUUAUCCCCUGGGGCCCAGCCAGCAUCCAAGUGGCCCUGUCGAGAAAGUCUCCCUACCUGCCCUCUGCGCAUCGGGUCAGUGGCCUCAUGAUGGCCAACCAUACCAGCAUCUCCUCGCUCUUUGAGCGGACCUGUCGCCAGUAUGACAAGCUGCGGAAGCGGGAGGCCUUCCUGGAGCAGUUCCGCAAGGAGGACAUCUUCAAGGAGAACUUUGAUGAGCUGGACACAUCCAGGGAGAUUGUGCAGCAGCUCAUCGAUGAGUACCAUGCCGCCACGCGGCCAGACUACAUCUCCUGGGGCACCCAGGAACAGUGAAUCCCCUAGGACAGAGACCCUCAUCUGCCUUACAGGUUGGCCCAGGCCCUGCCUGACUGACCACCUCUUCAGAGCACAGAUCAGGGACCUCACACAUUUCUUUCUCAUAAACACAUACACAUACUCUCUGUUGGCCUGGGGACACACUUAUUUCUCCUCUUGUGAGACUAUUUAUGUUUAAUAAAGCACUGGAUAUAAAUCAAA
This is a messenger RNA of Miniopterus natalensis, 1936 nucleotides long. Its product is annotated as tubulin gamma-1 chain. Gene Ontology annotation, molecular function: GTP binding. NCBI's taxonomy places the organism in Eukaryota, Metazoa, Chordata, Mammalia, Chiroptera, Miniopteridae. The record is from RefSeq and is a predicted model, not a curated record. Gene Ontology annotation, biological process: microtubule nucleation; cytoplasmic microtubule organization. Gene Ontology annotation, cellular component: microtubule; gamma-tubulin complex.